Molecule: messenger RNA, 3504 nt
Organism: Closterium sp. Yama58-4
Lineage: Eukaryota; Viridiplantae; Streptophyta; Zygnematophyceae; Desmidiales; Closteriaceae
Source: the annotation of a GenBank genome assembly
AUGACGAUUGCAAUCUCUUCGUUCGAAUCAUUUCCUUGUCGUUGCUAUUUUUCUCUCCCUUCACUUACUGCAUCUGUCAUCAUCACCUCUCCUUCCCCCUUCUCGCGUCUCAUCCCUCCAACCACCAACCCACCAGUGCUCCUACUCGCAACACCGAUCGCCACACCCCCACAAGCCGCUGCCAACUCGGUUUCCGCCAGCAAUCGAAUCCCCGCUGCGGCAGCGCUGCUUGCACGAUCCGCAAUUCCCGGGCCAACACCCAUCGCCAACAUCCCCCUCUUCCCCUCCGCUUCCCCCGCCACCACCAUAAGCGGCGGAGGUGCCGGAAGUGACGUCACUCCUCUCGCUUCCGCGGCCGCCUCCCUCUCCGCCACCCAGAAGACCGCCUCCGCUGCUCCGCACAUGCCUUCCGCCCCCGCCAGCACUCCUUCAGCCAUCUUUCCGCCUGCCGCUUCUACCAUAGUCCCCGCCAAGAAAACGGCUACAGCCGCGGCUGUAGCGCCCGCGCCUGCCCCGCGUUCCACGUCAGCGCCGCCCAAAUCCCCUCCCGCCAUGACUCGUGGCGGAAAGGCAGGCGCGGUCAGCUUGGAGCGCGCGCCAGUGGGGGCUGCGAUUCUCCUUAACGCGGUGAAGGCCGCGGGGCUGCGCGCGCGCGCGAGCGCGUGCGUGUUUGUCGCGGAGAAACGGGAAUUCGUGCUGGUGGAGGGACUUAGUACACUGGUUCCGCUCAACUCGACGGACGCGUGGGCGCCUCCCAUUGGUCGGAAGGUGCUGACGAACGACUGCCAGUUCUUGAUUGACGCCACGUGUCAAGAUGUCACGCCCACUGGCGGAUGCGACGACCACAACGAAUGCACGACCGACACGUGUGUGCCGGCCGACCCAGCCACGUGUUUGCCUUAUCCCGACUGCCUCUUAGCGGGUCCAUCCUGUUCUUAUACCGCGUCUCCCGAUAGUGUCACGAAUCCAGAUUGCAUCGCGCCGCCAACUCCCCCGUCUGCGCCGAAAGGCGCGGUUUCAUCCGCUUCCGCCAAUGUAUCCGCAGGCGAUGGCGGAAGCGAGGGGGAAGGUGGCGGAAGCGGAGAAGGGGAUGGAAAAGACGGGGAAACGGGGGAGAACGCGGGGACUGCGGAUUCGGAUACGGAGGGGAAAGGGAAGGCGGAGAGCGAGGAAGGGGAGCAAAAGGGCGCAGGAGACGCAUCUGAAUUGGACGGCGGCGAUGCUUAUAACGAGUAUGAUACUGGGGAUAAUAACGAGGACGGGUCAGAUGACACUAUCGAGAUCGUGGGAACAAUGCCGCCGCCUCGCAGCGCGUGCAUCUUCAUCCCCCAUAAGAACCGCUUCAUGAUCCGCUUAAAGAACCGCUUCCGCGUCCGCCUCUCCGCAAGCGACGCGUGGGCGCCGCGGCCCGGGCAAGUCGCCAUGACCGGUAACUGCCGGUUUAUAAUCGACUCGGCGUGCGGAGUGGUGGGGAGACCGGGGGGGUGCAACGACGGGGACGAAUGCACGGAAGAUUACUGUUUGUGGCAAGGCGGGAAUAACACUAUCGGGAGUUGCACGCCGUUCCCGUCGUGUUUCUACGAGAGCGCGCGGUGCGAGCGGCGCGUGAAGGAGGAGUGCAUUGGUGGAGGGGGAGGGGGAGAGGUGGGCGAUGGGGGGUUUGCGGCGGGUGGCGGAAAAGGGAUUCGGACGGUGACUAGUGCCGGUGCUGCCGUGACUGGCGGCGCUGGCGGCACUGGCGGCGCCGACGGCGCUGGUGAUGACGGCGGGGGUGACACAGGGGAGAGUGUGACUCAAGCGAAUGGCAACAGCGCAGCCACUGACGGAAAGGAGAGCAGCAGCAAUGGCGGCGGCGAUGGCGGCGGCAUGAGCACGGAGGAGAUAGAGGCGCUGGAGGAGGAAGCACUAGCGCAGCGGCAGGCGCACGGGCAAGGGGAGCAGCAGCAACCCGCUUCAGACCAAGACGAUUCACCAGGCUCGGCAGAAUCAGGCUCGGAAGACCCGGACCUCCUCGACCCGCGCCUUCGCGCCCCGCUCCCCCGCCCCGCGUGCCUGUUCCGCCCGAAGGAGGGGCUGUUCGUCCGCGUGGAAGGCUGGCCGUUCUCCGCGCGCCUGUCGCGCGCGGACGCAUGGGCGCCGCCGCCCGCCGCCACGACUCUCUCGGGCGACUGCCGCUUCGAGCUCGACUCGUUCUGCUCGGUCGUGUCGCGCGUCGCGCGCGGGUGCGACGACGGCGACGCGUGCACGCUCGACACGUGCGCGUGGGCGGGGCGCGCGAACCGCGUCGGCAGCUGCGAGCCGUUCCCCUCGUGCUUCUACUCUUCCGCGUUCUGCGUGCAUACGGACCUCUGCGGACGGACGGCGGGGAACGGCACGCGCGGGCGGGGAGGGGUGGUGAAAGAAACGAUGGUGGGUGGUGGAGGCGUGGGGGUGGAUUCGGAUGGGGGAAGUGGUGGUGGUGCUGCUGCUGAUGGCUUAGAUGCUGAUACUGACAGUGAUGGUGACAGUACUGGUGCUGAUGGUGCUGCUGACGCUGACGGUGAUAGUGACAGUACUGAUGCCGAUGGUGAUGGUGAUGGGGGUGCUGACGAGGUGAACGAUCCGUAUUCCGACCCUCCCGAUCAGGAAUGGCCCAACUUUCAGAUCUACCCUCCCCCCAAAUCCGGCUCGGUGGUGGAAGCUUCACAGAACAACUCCUCAGGCGCAGGAGGAGGAACGUCCAACGCAACCACUACGCAAGACGUGCUGCGCACGCUUUCCCAGCCUAUCCCCGUUACAGACACCUCCGUUUCAGGCUCUUUCAACGUGUACCAUUUCGGCGCGCUAGGCGACGGGCAGAACGACGAUGGCGAGGCUAUUGAGGCAGCUUUUAACGAAGCAUGCAAAUGGGCGCGACAGAACAACGCCAAAGCCACCGUCACCAUUCCCGAUGGAGCUGAUUUCCUCACCACACCCAUGGUAUUUUUGGGGCCCUGCGGGCCAGGUGUCAUCUUCUUAUUGGACGGGAGGAUUCUGGCUCCUAACAUGCCCGUUUCUUCCUACCAAUCGGCUUACAGCGUGGCGGCGCAUCUUUAUUUCGACCGGGUGACUGGGCUGACCGUGACGUCGUCCGGGCAGGGCAGGCAGGCGGGAAGUUUUGACGGGCAGGGGCUGGAGACAUGGCGGGAACAUUUGUCGCUCGGGCAGCCCGACUCAUACGCCCGACCCAAAGGGUUUUUGUUCCAUAAGUGUGAUAAUCUCGUUAUAGAGCAGAUUACUGUACGAAACCCGCCUGAGACGCAUAUCAGCAUACAGGAGUGCAACAACGUGAUUGUACAGGAGGUGACUGCAAUGAGUCCGUACAACAGCCCUGGGACUGACGGGCUGCACCUGGCUGCUGCAACGAAUGUGAUUAUAAGGAAUUGCAGGAUGCACACGGGCGGCAACGGCAUCGCUAUAGUGGAUAAGAGCGCCAACAUCAGCAUCAGCCGUGUGUUCAGCUCUGCUGGUCGUGGCAUCAGGUAA